Aegilops tauschii subsp. strangulata is the source of this 1474-nucleotide messenger RNA. NCBI's taxonomy places the organism in Eukaryota, Viridiplantae, Streptophyta, Magnoliopsida, Poales, Poaceae. The record is from RefSeq and is a predicted model, not a curated record.
AUGUUAGGGCGGUAUAACUGCCGGGAGAACUUUAACAACAACGGCAUCCGCACUGCCGCGCCGGCCCUCCCACGACCAGAUCCACAACACGCCACCCCCAAAUACCCUGCCUCCAGCAGAUCCCCCGCCACCGCCGCCCGAAACCUAGCUAGUUCGCGCACCGCGCGGCCGCCUCCGCGCUCGACCACCGCGCGCCAGCGUAGCUCCCCCGCCCCCACCGCCGGCGUAGCCCCUCACCAACGCAGCUCCUCUACCGCCGCGCACCCCAAUCCGCCCUCCACUGGACCGCAAGCCGCCGCUGCCCCCAACUAUCCACCGCCGGCGGAGGCCCUCCAACCAGCAAACCACUGCCGUCGUCGCCCCCCAUCACGCGCGGCAGACACUCCGCCCCUCCGCUGCCCCAACAACCACUGCAUCCUGCUGCCGUCGUCACCCCACUCCAGAGCGGCACCUCCGAGCACCCCGUCGGCCACCAUCGUCAUCGCCAAGCCACACCACCGGCGGACACCAUCCUCCAUGGAAGGGCUUCGUCGCAGCAACUACGUACUACGCUCGUGCACUUCCUCCCCGAGCAGGCUUCACCGAGCAUCAAGUGACGGGUCCGCCUCCUCCACAAGCCCCCGAAGCACAGCAGACCACGUGUUGGCCCUCCUCUCCAGCGAGCAGCUUUGCCUGCUGAACAUCCUUUCCCUGGACAUCGCUGCCUCCUGUACUUCAUUGGACAGGAAAAAAAAUGGAAAAAGGAAGAGACGAAGACAAUGCUGAAGCACGAGAGGAAGAGAGGCUAGCGAAUCUUAAAGCAAGAAACGGUGAGGAUUUUGCACGAUUUGGGUCUUUCAGAUUUGCAGAUGCUAACGAAGUUUCUGGAGGCAAAGCCAGUCAGCACCAAACUAAAAGAAACAAGGUGAUAUAACAUGUUUCUAUUUGGUUAUUGCAUCUAUUACUUCAGUUUUACAUAUCUUGUUUCGUUAUGUGUAGAGCACCGUAGAAAAGCCUACUGUUGAAGUAACUCGAGUUCUUAGGUCCCAAAUGACUAGAGAUGUUGAUGACAUGCCAAGUGAUAACAUUGAAGAGCAUGAAGACCAUGAGUUGGUUCAAGAAACGAAGGGGAAGAAGGGGAAAAACGCACUAGAAUGCAAAAUGUGUAUGAUAGAUUGGGGACAGUCCCACCAAUUUGUGUGGAGUACAAUGGUGAUGGACAACCAAUUGGGGAAAAUGCAUCGGAGUUUUCAAACUUCAUCUCCACACUUGUGAAAAGUAAAAUAUCUCUUGGGCAUAAAGAUUGGAGAAAGGUUGAUGUUGAGCAGAAAAAAUCAUUUGUGGAAAACCUUAAAGGUAUAAUCUAUGAUUUCUGGUAUAACUUGCCCCUUUAUCUCUAGAUGACUUGUAGUAUAACUUUCCCCUUUAUCUAAUACAUCACCCUUACACUCUCCAUUUACACUUGCUUGAAAGCAGAUGUACUAUGUUAUGGAUG